AUGGAAUUGCCGGCCGGCGACCGUGGCCUCGACGGGCUGAGGUGGUGCGUGGUGACCGGCGGAAGGGGCUUCAUGGCCAGGCACCUGGUUGCGGCGCUGCUCCGCUCCGGAGAUUGGCGCGUGCGGAUAACCGACCUCGCCCCCGUCGCUACUCUCGAACCGGACGAGGAGGGGCUCCUCGGCGCUGCCCUGCGCGUCGGUCUCGCCGAGUAUGUCUCCGCCGAUGUAUGCGACCUCGCGCAACUUACCAAAGCUUUUGAAGGUGUAGAUGUUGUAUUCCACACGGCCACCGCUGAUCCUGCAAAGAACUGCAUGCAUCUUCAUUAUAAGGUCAACGUUGAAGGAGCAAAGAAUGUGAUUGGCGCUUGUAAGACAUGCAAGGUUAAAAGUCUGAUAUACACCAGUUCGAGUAGCGUUGUAUUCGAUGGAAUUCAUGACCUCUUUGGUGUAGAUGAGUCAGUGCAAUAUCCAGCUAAGUUUCCUGAUGCAUAUGCACAAACCAAGGCAGAAGCAGAGAAGUUAGUGAUGGAGGCCAAUAGCAUGAAUGGGCUUCUUAGUUGUUGUCUACGACCUGGUAGCAUUUUCGGUCCUGGUGACAUGGUAAUAUCCUCUAUAAUUUCAUAUGGAGGAAAGUUGAUCAUAAUUGGUGAAGGAAAAAAUUCUGAUGAUUUUGUAUAUGUUGACAAUGUGGUGCAUGGUCAUAUAUGUGCCAUGAAAGCUCUAUCAUCUAAAGUGGGCGCAAAACUAUGUGGGGGACAAGCCUACUUCAUAACUAAUGUGGAGCCGAUGAAUGUGUGGGACUUUGUCUAUAUGGUUUUAGAAGAACUUGGAUAUAAAAGACCACUAAAAAUAAGAAUACCGUUAUUUAUUGUCCUACCAAUAACAUAUGUGAUAGAGUGGAGCUACAAUAAAGUGCUAUAUCUCUAUGGAAUGCAUCAACCUCAAUCGCUGACAUCCGCAAGAAUCAAGUACCUAACACUAAGCAGAACAUUUAGUUGUAACAGAGCUAUUGAACAACUUGGUUACAAACCAAUUGUGUCACUCAAGGAUGGCGUAAAGGCCACUAUUGAAAUGUAUAACCGACCGACAUAUGCAAGGUUUCCAUAAAAGCAAAUAGAGCGGUGGUGGAACCCUCAACUUGUCUUCUCGCAACUCAUUGGUGAUGGAGUCUUAUUCUUUAGUCUUGAUUCCAUUCUUCAAUGGUGACACCAAUAAAGGAUUUGUAUUUUGUUUUGACUAUUUCUCCUCCAAGUGUCGGUCAUGUAUUAUAGAUAUUCUUGGCAUUGUUCCAAGGUUAUAUAUAUCUGGAGGUGUAGAAUGAAGUUGUACAACAUGCCAAUUUUUUUGUCAAGAAGCUCCAUGCAU
Messenger RNA from Lolium rigidum, 1365 nucleotides. Its product is annotated as 3beta-hydroxysteroid-dehydrogenase/decarboxylase-like. The transcript is spliced from 9 exons. Bases 1 to 1107 code for a protein of 368 amino acids. Gene Ontology annotation, biological process: steroid biosynthetic process. The record is from RefSeq and is a predicted model, not a curated record. Gene Ontology annotation, molecular function: 3-beta-hydroxy-Delta5-steroid dehydrogenase (NAD+) activity. NCBI's taxonomy places the organism in Eukaryota, Viridiplantae, Streptophyta, Magnoliopsida, Poales, Poaceae.